Molecule: messenger RNA, 1020 nt
Organism: Molossus molossus (Pallas's mastiff bat)
Lineage: Eukaryota; Metazoa; Chordata; Mammalia; Chiroptera; Molossidae
Gene: CLN8
Product: CLN8 transmembrane ER and ERGIC protein
Exons: 2
Coding region: 139-1005 (288 amino acids)
Biological process (GO): lipid homeostasis
Cellular component (GO): membrane; endoplasmic reticulum
Source: RefSeq, a predicted model, not a curated record
UUCCUUCUGCAGAUCGAACACGGCUACAUGAAGGUCCCCGAGACGGUGGCACUGACGCUGGUUCUCGGACGAGACCCCAUGCGGGGUCGCAAAGCCCUGUGCUGACCACGGCCCUCCUGUGAUACGAGGUUGAGGACAAUGAGUCUCACGAGCGAUCGAGGGACAUCAGGGAGCAUCUUUGACCUGGACUAUGCCUCCUGGAAGAUCCGCUCGACGCUGGUGGUCGCUGGCUUCGCCUUCUACCUGGGCGUGUUCGUCGUGUGCCACCAGCUGUCGUCCUCCCUCAACGCCACGUACCGCUCCCUGGCGGCCAAGGAGAAGGUCUUCUGGAACCUGGCCGCCACGCGCGCGGUGUUUGGGGUUCAGGGCACGGCUGCGGGUCUGUGGACUCUGCUGGCGGACCCCGUGCUGCAGGCCGACAAAGCCCACGCCCAGCAGGACUGGUCCUGGUUCCACAUCACCACGGCCACCGGCUUCUUCUUCUUCGAAAACGCAGCCCUUCACCUGUCCAACUUUGUCUUCCAGGCCUUCGACGUGUUCCUGGUUCUCCACCAUCUCUUUGCCUUCCUGGGGUUUCUGGGGCUAGUGGUGAACCUCAGAGCUGGCCACUAUCUGGCCAUGACCACUCUGCUGCUGGAGAUGAGCACGCCCUUCACCUGUGUGUCCUGGAUGCUCCUGAAGGCUGGCUGGUCCGACUCUCUGUUCUGGAAGGUGAACCAGUGGGUCAUGAUCCACAUGUUCCACUGCCGCAUGGUCCUCACCUACCACAUGUGGUGGGUCUGCUGCGGGCACUGGCGCGGCCUGCUCGCCAGCCUGUACCCGCCGCACCUGGCGCUCUUCCUCCUGGGCAUGAGCCUCCUGACGCUGGUGCUCAACCCCUACUGGACCCACAAGAAGACACAGCAGCUCCUGCACCCGGUGGACUGGAACUUCGCGCAGCCGCAGCCCCAGAGCAGCGCCCUGCCCAGGACCAACGGCCAGGUGCCCCCGAAGAAGGGGCAGUAGCCGCCGGGGACACGA